Molecule: messenger RNA, 1047 nt
Organism: Bacidia gigantensis
Lineage: Eukaryota; Fungi; Ascomycota; Lecanoromycetes; Lecanorales; Ramalinaceae
Exons: 1
Coding region: 1-1047 (348 amino acids)
Molecular function (GO): zinc ion binding
Source: RefSeq, a predicted model, not a curated record
AUGGCCUCUACAGGCUUCAAACCGUCAGCUGGCUGGCAUUUCCCACCCGGCGUUGGCGCAAAGCCUAGGAAUGUUCCUGGCUCAUUCACAGAAGACUCGCAGCCGCCACGGCCAGAGCCAGCUCAUCCGACAGAAAGCCAAGAUUCGUCCUCCAAAUCCCACACUGAGCCUCGCGAGCGAAAGCCACGAACUCACUGGCCUCCACGAACCUGCCGCAUCUGUUUCGAAACAGUCCUCCCCACAUUCACCACCGCUAGCGAAAGCCUUCCUUCAGUCUUGCAGCCACAACCGCACGUGAGCUACACAUCAGCCGACCCCGAGCUUGGCCGUCUCCUUCGCCCCUGCAAGUGCAAGGGCACAUCCAAAUACGUGCACGAAGGCUGUCUGCAGGCAUGGCGGCACGCCGAUCCAGGCUACGCCAAACGCAACUACUGGCAAUGUCCUACAUGCCAGUACAAAUACCGCUUGGAGAGACUCACUUGGGCGGCUAGGAUCAGCAAUACCUUCACCCAACUUCUCCUCACCGGACUCAUUUUUCUGCUGGCUUUAUUCUUGAUGGGCUUCAUAGCUGAUCCGAUCAUCAAUGUCUAUGCUGAGCCUACCGCUCUCCUCUGGAGUCCUCGGUCCAUAGGGCAGAAGAUUGAGCCGCUCCUUUCGGACGAAGAUAUACCGACUUGGGGCGAGCAUUUCUUCAAAGGUCUCAUGAGCCUGGGUUUGCUGGGAUUCGUGAAGGUACUGAUCGGCAUGAGUCCAUGGAACUGGCUGAAUGUCCGCUUUGGAGGUUCGAGUAGAACUGGCAAUACGGGUAGAGAUCGAGCGGCGCAGAUCAGUUGGAUCGUGGUGGUCAUUGGCGUGUGUACGUUCCUAUGGGUGAGCCAAUCUACAACCAACUAUUUGUGUUCAAAAACUAAUUUUGUAUGGCAGGCUGUGUAUAAGGGCGUCCGAGCUUGGAGCCGCCGAACCUUAGAAAAAGCAAGUGAAAGAGUGCUCGACAUACCAGUCGAUAAUGAUGAUGACGAAGAAGAGGAGCCUACGAAUGCAAUUUGA